AUGUCAUAUCCGGAUCCGCCACCCCGAGUGCCCGUCGGUCCCCGACGAUCCGAACGGACGCCGGGUCCCCUCGGUUCACUCCCACCUGCACCCUCGUCCCCCCAGAACCACUUCCGGGUUGAUCAGAAAACUGACCAUCUCCAGAAACCAGCUCCAAACGAUCGAAACCAAACCAGCCCCACCAUCCGAAAACUAGCGACCGCAACACCGUCCAACAAUGGCCGUAAGUUUCCCACUACGGUCUCGAUUCCAGCAAACAGAGAACAACAGAUUGAUGAGCUCUUCCGGACGACGCCCUCCUCGAAAACACAACAGGUCACAAGAAUGAUCUACAACGCGAUCAUGAAGCGUAACUCGACUUACGUCUCGACCAUCUUUGCCGGCUCGUUCAUGUUCAGCAUCGGCUUCGAUUCUCUCACUUCUGCCUGGUGGGAACAACACAACAAAAAGAAAUUGUGGUCUACUGUCAGAGAAAACGUAAGCUCACCGUCUCCUGCUCUGGACCGCAAAGAACACUGA
Molecule: messenger RNA, 519 nt
Organism: Puccinia triticina
Lineage: Eukaryota; Fungi; Basidiomycota; Pucciniomycetes; Pucciniales; Pucciniaceae
Exons: 3
Coding region: 1-519 (172 amino acids)
Biological process (GO): mitochondrial electron transport, ubiquinol to cytochrome c
Source: RefSeq, a predicted model, not a curated record